GCAAGAUGGCAAAGCUUCUACUUGGAACAGCAUUGGUCUUGUUGGCAUGCCUGGAACUGGGCUCUGCCUACAGACUGGUUUGUUACUUUACAAACUGGGCUCAGUACAGACCAGGAGCGGGGAAGUACAAGCCAGAGAACAUAGACCCUUGCUUGUGCACACAUCUGAUCUAUGCUUUCGCUGGAAUGAAGAACAAUCAAAUCACCACCUAUGAAUGGAAUGAUGUGAUCCUCUACCACACUUUCAAUGGCCUUAAAAACAAGAAUGGUAAUCUUAAGACACUCCUGUCCGUUGGAGGAUGGAACUUUGGAACUCAGAGAUUCACCGCCAUGGUUUCCUCAUCAGGAACUCGCCAAGUUUUCAUUAAUUCUGUGAUUAGCUUCCUGCACCGUUAUGGAUUUGAUGGUUUGGACAUUGAUUGGGAAUAUCCUGCAUCAAGAGGCAGUCCCCCACAAGACAAAUAUCUCUACACUGUGUUAGUGCAGGAAAUGAUGGCAGCGUUUGAAGCUGAGGGGAGAAGCACAGGAAGACCGAGACUGCUGCUCUCUGCUGCAGUUGCUGGUGGCAAGAGUAAUAUUGAUUCUGGCUAUGAGAUUCCUGAGCUCGGAAAAGUUUUUGACUUUAUCAAUGUGAUGACAUACGAUUUCUUUGGACCUUGGAGCCAUACCACUGGAGAAAAUAGCCCUCUUUAUCCUCUCCCAAAUUCCCAAAGUGCUCUCAACUUGGAGCUUAAUGUGAACUAUGCAAUGAAUUACUGGAAAGAAAAUGGAGCUCCUGCAGAGAAACUGAAUGUUGGAUUCCCAACAUAUGGCCACACCUUCAGACUGAGCUCAUCCAACACUGGAGUUGGAGCCCCAGCAUCAGGUCCUGGACCAGCUGGGAAGUACACAAGACAAGCUGGAUUCUUGUCAUAUUAUGAGAUCUGCACAUUUUUGAAAAGUGCCACCAUGAAAUGGAAUGCUCCACAAGUGGUUCCAUACGCAUAUAAAGGAAAUGAAUGGCUUGGACAUGAUGAUGUGAAGAGUUUUAGAGAUAAGGUUGAGUGGCUGAAAAACAACAACUAUGGGGGAGCUAUGGUGUGGGAUCUUGCUCUGGAUGACUUCUCCGGAACUUUCUGCAACCAGGGGCCUUAUCCUCUCAUCAAUACACUGCACACAGGGCUUGGAAUCUCUCAAGUUUGUGUUCCAUCUAAAACGGCAGUACGACUAGUUGUUCCUCCUAUGCAGGCCCCCAGUGGUGGUGGCAGCAGUAGCAGUGAUGGAAGUGGGUUCUGUGCUGGCAAAGCUAAUGGUGUCUACGCUGAUCCAAAAGACAAGAACAAAUAUUAUCAAUGUGUGAAUGAAGUGAGCUACAUGAAGCAUUGUGCUGCUGGACUAGUCUUUGACCCUUCCUGUGACUGUUGCAGCUGGGUUUAAGUAGAAGGUAUGGGUUCUUGUUAAUCUAAGUAACAAUUGAAAGCAGAUGUUCUGUGUAAAUCAGUAAUAUUUGGAUGGUGUAAAAUACCAAUGAAGCCUUUAUUAGGAGCCCUAAAGGAAUAUGUCAGAAGCUUAAUAUGGACAAACUAUUAAAUUUUAAUCCAAACGUGGUCUGCUUGAUGUACAAUUUCAGCAAAUUCUGACAACGUGUAUACCAAAUGAAUGUAUUUUCAUCUUCCUUUGAUUUGAAUUGAAUUGUAUGCUCCCAGAGAUGGUGUUAUUUUCUUUCGUAAUGAGAUACUGUGUUGUUUGCAAGGCUAGCCUUAACUGCACAUCCGUUAAUUACCUUUGUUAAAGUGGGGAUUAACGGCCUUCUUGAACUGCUGCAGCCCCCAUGGCAGUGUUCUGAUAUCAUAGUUAUCUGGAAGAACAAGAAAAUAAUUAGAAUUAAAAAUUAGACCCUAUAUAUGCUGGUUAUACCACUUAUGUCAUAGAAUGGCUACAGUGAAGAAGCAGGCCAUUCAGUCCAUCGAGUCCACACCAACCCUCCAAACAGCUUCUCAUCCAGACCCACAACCCUCAACCCUAUCCCCGUAAUCUUGCA
Messenger RNA from Rhincodon typus (whale shark), 2019 nucleotides. Its product is annotated as acidic mammalian chitinase-like. Gene Ontology annotation, cellular component: extracellular region. The coding region runs from base 6 to 1415 and encodes 469 amino acids. Gene Ontology annotation, molecular function: chitinase activity; chitin binding. Lineage: Eukaryota; Metazoa; Chordata; Chondrichthyes; Orectolobiformes; Rhincodontidae. Gene Ontology annotation, biological process: chitin catabolic process; carbohydrate metabolic process. The transcript has 11 exons. The record is from RefSeq and is a predicted model, not a curated record.